AAAUAUAUCACCAACCAAUUUGAGAAGAAAUAGAUAGAUGGAUGAAUCAAGUCUAGUAGUUUUUCUGAUAUUUCCUCGGAUGAUGAAAACAACCUCAGGUUAAUUCAUGAAUUGUUAAGCACUUCAAUUCUGUGUUCGAAACAACCACAACAUAAUUCAAUUCUGCAAGGCUCUAAUUGGCUGAGCGUGCUUCUGUCCGGUCACCCGAAUUGAAUCUAUAGUAUGUUAUGUAUGAACAAAGAUACUUUCCAGAAUUUAUGCCUGUUCCUAAAAGAGAAAGGUGUUUUAAUGGACUCGCAAUGGACGCGUGUCUCUUUCAUGGAAUCAGUCGCCAUUUUCUUACAAACCGUUGGUUUAAGCGAGCGCCAGAGAACGAGCUGCGAGCGGUUCCAGCACUCCUUGGAGACCAUCUCUAGGCAUAUGAAAAGGGUUUCGCGAGCUCUGAAACUUCUUGCACCGGAACUGAUUUGUCCUCCAAAUUUCAAUCAUAUACAUCCCAGAAUCCUUAACAAUACACACUUCUUUCCAUAUUUUAAGGAUUGUGUCGGCGCAAUUGACGGAACACUUAUAGCAGCAAGUGUUCCGGUGUCGAGGCAAAAUGCAUACCGUUCACGUCAUGGUGAUAUAUCACAAAAUGUUAUGGCUGUUUGUGAUUUUGACUUGAUGUUCACGUAUGUCAUGGCUGGAUGGGAGGGUAGCGCAAAUGAUGCCCAUGUCUUCAUGGACUGCCUAAAUAAUGAUCUGAAUUUUCCUUGGCCACCAGAUGGUAUUACAUUUACAUUAGUGCUUGUGGAACCGCUAAUUUGACAGCCUUAAUUGAUAAAUAUCUCAUGUUGUUUCAAGUAAAUAUUACUUAGUGGAUUCCGCUUAUCCCAAUUUUUCUGGAUUCUUGGCGCCGUACCAUCAAGAUCGUUAUCAUAUCAACUCCUUUAGAGGUAACAAACCGGCAAGCUCAUUCACCAAAAGAGUUAUUUAAUCAACAUCACUCACAGUUGCGUAAUGUCAUCGAGCGGGCGUUUGGUGUGCUAAAGAACAGAUUCCCAAUUCUGAAAGGACCUAUGCCGCCAUACAGCUUAGAUCGUCAACUAGAUCUUGCCAUCGCAUCUUGUGUGAUCCACAACUUCAUACGGAUAUUUGGCAUAGAUGACCAAUUUUUUGAACGUGGGGAAUGGGGAGAGUUUGACGAUCCUGACAAUGAAGCAAACGAUCAGUUUCGUCGUUUGCCUCAACAAUCGUAAUAAGAUAUUGAUACGCAAGCGGCAUUCCGCAAUGCAAUGGCCGGCCAUUUGUGAAAUGAUCGAGAGACCGGUAACGACAAUACUGAUUGAAUUAUUGUAUUUGCGAAUGCUUAAAGUUGACAGUUCAAAUAUUUUAUUAAUA
Sesamum indicum (sesame) is the source of this 1380-nucleotide messenger RNA. Lineage: Eukaryota; Viridiplantae; Streptophyta; Magnoliopsida; Lamiales; Pedaliaceae. The record is from RefSeq and is a predicted model, not a curated record.